UUGUGCUCCGUGGAUUUCGAACAGGUUGGAAAUCUGACAAAGUGAACGAAACACGGGCAGAGAGAAGAAGCAGCUUAGGCCUGACUGAGAGUAAACUGGAUAACAAGCGUAACCGCUGUUCAUUUACAUAUAUAUAUAGAUAUAUAUAUAUCUAUAUAUGCGCCCAAAGAUAGCUUUCACUUUGUUGAGGUUACUUCUGUAAGAAUCGAAAUUGUUGAACUUGUUCAAGGAGCGUAACGUGCCCUCUCACGCGUCUGGUUUUUACCGAUUUUGUGAAUCCAGUUCUGCUCGAAGAUGAAUUCCUUGGGCAGUUCUUCCAAAUGGCCAUCUUAUGACUCGCUAACCUCCACCUCGAGCUUUCUCUUCAGUGAGAGUGAGCAGACUGAGGAUGAAGCAGACGUCUUCUCAGAGGGAGAAGGAGACAGUGGAAUAACAAAGUCCCUCUCAGGGGAUGAAGAGAUCACACUCUCUGGAAAUUACCUUGCUUUCCCAGCUCAUUCAGAUCAGCUGCACUCGAGGUCUGAGAGCGACCAGCCUGAGCGCUGCCCUGAUGAAACUAAGCAUCUCGCCCCAGCCUCUUCGCCUGCAGCUGCCAAGUUAGGCUCAUCUUCAGCGACACAAGGGGACCUGGCCUUCGCUCAGAAAUGUGCAGAUUUGCGGAGGUUUAUCUGUCCUUUGCUUGAGCUUCUACAUGGACUAAAGACCGGGCGAUUUGACAAAGGACUAUCAAGUUUCCAGCAGAGUGUUGCAAUAGACAGGUUGCAGAGGAUUCUUGGAAUUAUACAGAGGCCUGAAAUGGGUGAGAAAUACCUCCAAAACCUGCUGCAGAUAGAGAUGAUGCUCAAAAUAUGGUUCCCUCGGGUGGCAUUUCAGUCCACAGAUAUACCAAAACAGACCACCACUCCCAGACUCCGACCACACUGGCGACAAAAUCAGCUCCACAUGCCAGUUAAGAAGAGAAAGCUGAGCUGGUCAGACCCCAAAGACUGCAGCGAGGUCCCAACCAAGCAUAAGCACUAUCAACAAGGGAGCUGCCUGGCUGCGACUCCUCUUAACACCGUCUCCACGUGUUUUCCUGGAUCACCUAAAAAACCGAGCGCUCCAGAGGAAGAAAGCGUUGAAUCAGCUGAGGAACACAAGUUUACAUUCAGCAUUGGCACUUUAAACAGGCCGUCAUAUUUAUGUAUCAAGAUAGAAAAGCGGUCUGAGAGUUCCCUGCCCUCCCCUUGUGAAAGCCCUGCUACACAGGACAGCUCAGUGUCCUCAAGCGACAUCAUGACAACAAGCGACAACUGACUCUCCUUAGCUGGCCUUAGCUGGCCUUGCUACCACAUGGAGGUGCCAUUGCAUGCCAGCCAGAGUGACGGCAUCGGACGCACUUGAUUGCAUAAGGGUAAAGUUUGGCACAGAGCCAGGCUGUAAUGGCUGUAAGGCAUGUAAACCAGAAAAGGAGGAGGAGGAGAGAAACACUCAUUAACCCGUAACUGUCCAGUGCGGUUUUUGAUUACACGGUUAUUGCACUCUAUUUACUUUUACUAAGUUAAAAAGAUGUUGGAAAUACUUUACAUGUGGUAAUGUGUAAAAGCAGUCAGUGCUCAGUUUUGUAAUUUUUCAUUUUGUGGGACGCUGCCCUAACGGUAGAGGAUUUCAUAACACUGGUGAAAAAUAGAAAGAACAUAUCACUUAUGAAAGUGAGAAAAUACAGAGGAUCAUUGCUAACCCUAAGCAUUAGUCGUCGGUAAAAUUUAUUUUUCAAGCAAAAAUGCCCAAAAUGUACUGGUUCCAGCUUCUUAUGUGAGGAUAUGAUGGGAACUUGUGAUGGCCAUUGUUCACUAUUUUCUUAGAUUUACUACAUUUUAUAGACUAACUAAUGAAAUGGUGAAUCUAGGAAAUAAUUUGCAGCUUCAUUUUUAAUGAAGAUGUACAAUUUAUAAAAUAAAUAAAUAAAUAUGAACAUAGAUGGUUAAGAAUUUAGGAAAGUUAAAAUUGUAUUUUGCCAGCUGAUUUGAUUGUAACAUGGUGACGCAAAGGCACGUAGCUGCUGCCAAAAUGUGCCAAACAAAACUGUUUUACAUUAUCAUAUAGCACCUUACUUCAAAGUCAUUACUUAUUUAUGAGCAGUUAACAUACAUGCACAUUUUUGUUUCUAUGUAAAUAAGAAUAGAUUGCAAUUAUUAUAGUAAAAGAGUAAAAUGAUGCACAGAAAAUACCACAACCUCAUUGAUCAAUAAUCAUUUUGUACUUGAGAAAAUAUGAGAUGCUUGGCAGGAUGUGAGAAUGAGAAUUUUAAGUCACUUUUUUUAUAUUAUAGAACACGCGUAAUAUAUUUGAUCCUACAUUGGAAUAGAUGUAACUGCAUUUUGGAUGACAAUGAGGAAAUGUUACACAUUUGUUGAUAUCAAAGAGUUGUACAAUUAUUUAUUAAAGACCUGUUUUAAGACAAUCAAUACUUGAAAAUGUUGAUUCCAUAGACAGAUGGAUGCUUUACAGGUACUUGAAUCAGAGACCUAAUUAGACUAAAUUUAGCUCAUUUCCAGGCUGAUAGUUCACACUCAAAAUGCCCCAAAUGCAAAGUGUCAUCAGAAAGAACAGCUUCUGUGUCCCAUUUAAAAUGGAUUUGUAUUACAGACUUGCUGUUAUAAAAUGUAUUAAAGUACGAUACUAUUGAUUAUGUAAUACAGGAUAUCAUGGAGAUGUGAUAAACAAAACUAUUUCCAUUCCAGAAAUCAGAAGCAUUUGGCCAUUUGCAGCACUAUAUUUUAAAUCAAAUAUCGUUCAUGUUGAAUGGUGUUUCAUCUCUGGUGGUUUGACACCAGUCAGCCUUACUUAUAUGAUAGACAUACAGGUAACAAUAAUAUUGCCUGAAAUUUGAUCAUCAAUCAUACAAAGAGUGUUAUUUAUUUAAUGAUGGUAUCAUCUCACCACAUAUGUCAUUGCAAACCAAAUGUGCUGUGUAGAUGUAAUAAAUCAUUUUCAUUGGUGCUGAGUUAUGUUAUUUAAAAUGGAAAAAGUGUUGGAGAAGUGUAGUGUGGUUUUGGUAUAUGAAAUGUAGCAUCCUACAGUAGCUAUAGGGUUUGCUGUGCUAUGUUACACAACUUUCAUUUGUGAAAUAGGAAAAUAAAACUGGAAUAACAGUAAAAAUCCUAUUUCCUUGUUGUAUGUCUUCAAUUGUUCUUGUUUUUAGUUUCCUUUUGUUUAGGCUAUUUCUCUGUUUCUUAUAAUGAAAAUCUCAUUAUUGAUGAUUGAUUGAUAAAUGCACAUAUUUUUAUAUAUUAAA
Messenger RNA from Cottoperca gobio, 3277 nucleotides. RefSeq names its product circadian associated repressor of transcription a (gene ciarta). NCBI's taxonomy places the organism in Eukaryota, Metazoa, Chordata, Actinopteri, Perciformes, Bovichtidae. Gene Ontology annotation, biological process: negative regulation of DNA-templated transcription; circadian regulation of gene expression. The transcript has 6 exons. The record is from RefSeq and is a predicted model, not a curated record. Bases 295 to 1296 code for a protein of 333 amino acids. Gene Ontology annotation, cellular component: nucleus. Gene Ontology annotation, molecular function: RNA polymerase II cis-regulatory region sequence-specific DNA binding.